AUGAUUUCAGAUCUUGCCGAAUUUGAAGCCCGUAUUGCCCCAGUUGUCGUCGCUGUCGGUGCCGGAGUUGCCGCUAACGUCAUCGCCCCAAUCCUAAACCAGGGCAUCGGUGCUAUUGGAGAUGCCCUUGGCGGUCUCUUUGGAAAGCGUGACCUGGAUCUUGCUGAAUUCGAAGCCCGUAUUGCUCCAGUUGUCGUCGCCGUCGGUGCCGGUGUAGCUACCCAGCUCAUUUCCCCACUCGUCAACCAGGGAAUCGGUGCUAUUGGAGAUGCCCUUGGCGGUCUCUUUGGAAAGCGCGACUUGGAUCUUGCCGAAUUUGAAGCUCGUAUUGCCCCAGUUGUCGUCGCUGUCGGUGCCGGAGUUGCCGCUAACGUCAUCGCCCCAAUCCUAAACCAGGGCAUCGGUGCUAUUGGAGAUGCCCUUGGCGGUCUCUUUGGAAAGCGUGACCUGGAUCUUGCUGAAUUCGAAGCUCGUAUUGCUCCAGUUGUCGUCGCCGUCGGUGCCGGUGUAGCUACCCAGCUCAUUUCCCCACUCGUCAACCAGGGAAUCGGUGCUAUUGGAGAUGCCCUUGGCGGUCUCUUUGGAAAGCGCGACUUGGAUCUUGCCGAAUUUGAAGCUCGUAUUGCCCCAGUUGUCGUCGCUGUCGGUGCCGGAGUUGCCGCUAACGUCAUCGCCCCAAUCCUAAACCAGGGAAUUGGUGCUAUUGGAGAUGCCCUUGGCGGUCUCUUUGGAAAGCGCGACUUGGCCACCGCUGAGGCCAAGCUCCGUGGCAUCUGGUCUGACAUCCUUAAUGUUAUCGGACAAGUUGCCCCAGUCGUUAUCCAAACCAUCCCAACCAUCAUUUCCGCUGUCGGCAAACGCGAUCUCGCACAAGCCCGUGAUGCUUGGACCGACCUUCUCGGAAACCUCGGAAACAUGGGAAUCGGCCUCCUCGGACAGACUGUAGCCACUGGUCUCGGCGAACUCCAGAACCUCCUCAACCAGGGAGUUGGAGACCUCGCUGGAAAGCGUGAAGUCCGUGAUGCAUGGACCGACCUCCUCUCCAACCUCGGAAACAUGGGAAUCGGCCUCCUCGGACAAACCGUCCAGACUGGUCUCGGUGAACUCCAGAACCUCCUCAACCAGGGAGUUGGAAACCUCGGAAAGCGUGAUCUUACCAACACCAUUACCACUGCCCUUCAACCACACAUUGACAACGCCGUCGCUAUUGCCGGUCAGGUUGGAAACACCAUCCAGGGCCACGUGAACAACCUGUGGAACACCGUCCAGUCCAUCGGUCAGCUCCCUGACAAGCUCCAGACCCACGUUGAUACCAUCACCGGACACGUACAGAACAUCAUCGGACACGGAACCAACGCCGUCUCCUCCAUCCAGGAUGUCGUCACUGACAUUCUCAACCAGACCUUUCAGAACAUCGGCUCCAACGUGCAAGGAAUCGUCUCAACCGGAGGUGACGCCGUCAACACUGCCAUCAACCACGUCUCCGGAGGCGGAAACUAAGAAUAAUUCAUCCGUUGACGUGUACUG
This is a messenger RNA of Lineus longissimus, 1527 nucleotides long. RefSeq lists its product as uncharacterized. The transcript has 9 exons. Bases 1 to 1500 code for a protein of 499 amino acids. The record is from RefSeq and is a predicted model, not a curated record. Lineage: Eukaryota; Metazoa; Nemertea; Pilidiophora; Heteronemertea; Lineidae.